CGCCGGGGCGGGCGGGCCGCCUGAGGGCCCCUGGCAGUGCGGGAAUUUCGGACGGGGCGGAAGAGGCGGCGGCGGGGCCUGUGCGCGGAGGAGGGAAAAUGCCUUCUAAUAAGAAGAAUACUGGAAAAAGAGCCCCCACAAAACGGAAACUUGCUGAAGUGUUUGCUCCAGGGGAGGUUCUAGCAGAUACAUCAAGAAAAGAAUGGAAGUUAGGUGUCCCUAUUGGGCAAGGAGGCUUUGGACGCCUAUACCUUGCUGAUGUUAAUUCUUCAAAAUCAGUUGGCAGUGAUGCACCUUAUGUUGCAAAAGUGGAACCCAGCCAGAAUGGACCUCUUUUUACUGAGUUAAAGUUCUACAUGCGAGCUGCUAAGCCAGAUGAAAUUCUGAAAUGGACGAAGUCCCAUAAACAGAAAUAUUUGGGUGUACCAAGAUUUUGGGGUUCUGGCUUGCAUGAAAAAAAUGGAAACAGUUACAGAUUUAUGAUAAUGGACCGAUUUGGCAGAGAUCUUCAGAAGAUGUUUGAAGAGAAUGCAAAGCGAUUUUCCCAUAAAACUGUACUACAACUAGGCCUGAGAAUACUUGAUAUUCUGGAAUACGUCCAUGAGCAUGAAUAUGUGCAUGGAGACAUUAAGGCCUCAAACCUUCUCCUGAGUUACAAGAACCCUAAUCAGGUGUACUUGGUGGAUUAUGGACUUGCUUACCGAUACUGUCCUGAAGGAGUUCACAAAGUAUAUAAAGAAGAUCCUAAAAGAUGUCAUGAUGGAACUAUUGAAUAUACCAGUAUUGAUGCACACAAGGGUGUGGCACCAUCAAGACGUGGUGAUCUGGAGAUCUUGGGUUACUGUAUGAUUCAUUGGCUUAGUGGCCAUCUACCAUGGGAAGAUAAUUUGAAAGAUCCAAAUUUUGUCAGAGACUUAAAAAUCAGAUGUAGAGAUAAUGUUUCAGUUUUGAUGGACAAAUGCUUUCCUGAGAAAAAUAAACCAGAUGAAUUAGCCAAAUAUAUGGAAAAGGUGAAGCUACUGAGCUAUGAAGAGAAACCUGUUUAUCAGCAUUUCCGAGAAAUACUUCUGCAAGGUCUUAAGGCCAUUGGGCAAAAAGAUGAUGGAGUGCUUGACUGUGGCGUAUCAGAGAAUGGAGAAUUGCAAACAAAUCCUGUGCAAAAGAAAAAAAGGAAGGCAACAGCUGCAUCCAGUGAGAGCACUGAAGCAGAAACAGAAGAUACAGGAAGUCCGCAAAAAAAGAAACGUACUUCUAAUGCAGUAGCCACCAGAACCCGGAAGGUGACAUCACCAAAAGCCAAGAGAAGCACAGCAACCAGAAGGAGAGUUCAGAAGUAAAUAACAAACUAAAUUGCUCUUCGGUUCAUCCUGGGUUUUUUUAAGUUACUGUAGCACUGGAAUCUUUUUCCGUUUUAAAUGAUGAAUCUUGUAAAAAUAUGGACUGCUGUUUGUACCUGGUUUUGAAGAAUAAAUGUUUUCUUAAAAUAUUUGCAUAAUUUAUGCAUACUUUAAUACUAAAGGAAAAUUUUUGUAACUUUGAAGUGAGAAUGCGUUUUUGUUCUUUAUAUACACAAAUUUAUGUCAUAAAGGCAGACUAAAAUAAAGUGUUUUUUCUGCUUUAUAAUGUAGAAAUAAGGCUUUGUUUACUUAUAGGUACUUUUUAAAGCAAUAGCAGUGUUGCAUCCAAUUUCUUCUAAUUCUGAGUAAAGUCUUACUAGAGGCCACUUAGAUGUACUCUGAGAAUGAAGUCUGAAACAGCAGAGACAUCUGUUAAAUAUUUCUCAAGUGUUUGAAUUAAAGCAAAUGUAAGACAGAAAUCACAUCCUGCCAUUCUAGUUUGCUUCAAGUGUGUUUAAACAAUUUUGCAGUACAGGUAGUGAAUUGUAGUUAUUUUUUGCAUAGUAUUUAUGUUUGUAUCACUUUUCCAAUUACUCAGAAUUUCAAGCAUAGGAAGCUGGGCAAAAAAAGAACCAACCAGUUCAUGCCUGCUUUCAACCUCCUCUCUCAGGUUUUCUUUUUUUUAAUAGUGAAAAGGCUAGAAAAGUUACCAUUAUGAACUACUUUUUGAAAUAUCUAAUUCCUUCAAAUGUUUGGCUCAUGUGCUUCUCAAAAUAAUGGUUUACCUUUUCUUAAUAGAGAAGCGUGUAAGUACUGCCUUGCUUGCUUUUGAGUCUUCAGAACUGUAAGUAAAAAAAAUGCACUGUGUAAUUUCAAUGUAAAAUACCGCUGCUUUUCAUUUAGAUCUUGCAAAAAUACAUAUAUUUAGGGCAUGAACAUAAUUCUUAUCAGGGAGACUGCUUUAUGAAGUUUGUCAAACCAAAAUGAAUCCAUAUGAAUCGGUGGGUAAUGUAUUUGUGUGGAUGUCCAGUCUGCUUGCUUGGUUUUGUAAUGUUUGAGUAGCUACUCACUGAAAUAAACUGUUGUAGCAUAAAAUGUGGAAUGAAUGAUAAGAUUAUGUAUUGAAAACAAGGGAAUCCAUUGUUUUGAAAUAAAACUGGAAUAACAUAU
Molecule: messenger RNA, 2507 nt
Organism: Calypte anna (Anna's hummingbird)
Lineage: Eukaryota; Metazoa; Chordata; Aves; Apodiformes; Trochilidae
Gene: VRK1
Product: VRK serine/threonine kinase 1
Exons: 13
Coding region: 99-1337 (412 amino acids)
Biological process (GO): peptidyl-serine phosphorylation; signal transduction
Cellular component (GO): cytoplasm; nucleus
Molecular function (GO): protein serine/threonine kinase activity; ATP binding
Source: RefSeq, a predicted model, not a curated record